Molecule: messenger RNA, 5654 nt
Organism: Sitophilus oryzae (rice weevil)
Lineage: Eukaryota; Metazoa; Arthropoda; Insecta; Coleoptera; Curculionidae
Product: heterogeneous nuclear ribonucleoprotein U-like protein 1
Exons: 17
Coding region: 135-2918 (927 amino acids)
Molecular function (GO): protein binding
Source: RefSeq, a predicted model, not a curated record
AAGUGUUCGGUUUGACUCUUUGACUGACGCCAUUUGUUAAAUAUUCGCGUGGUUUGUUGUAUAUUUGUGACUGUGGCUAGGUUUUCUAGUUUUAUCAAUUGUAAAACGAAUUAUAUGGUAGCUCAUCAUACGAUAUGGAUCCUGCAAAACUAAAAGUGGUGGAUUUGCGCCAAGAGCUCCAGGCAAGAGGCUUGGACACGAAAGGAGUUAAAGUGACACUGGUGAAACGCCUAAAGGAUGCUUUAGAACAAGAAUCAAAAGAAUCUGAGAAACAAGCUGUGGAUGAGACAGUUUUAGAUGAAAAUGUUGGUGAAUCAAGGAAUAAUAUUAAGAGUGAAAAAUCUCCAGUUAAAACUCCAAUUAAAGAGGAAAGCGGCACUCAGAAAAUAGCACUUAAAUCUCCAUCUCCAGUAAAAGUUGGGCUUAAAGACGAAUGCGAAGAUGAAGAAAUGUCAGGUGAAGAGAGUUUCCCAGAAAACCCAAAGGUUAUUUCUGAAAAACUACCUGAAGCAGUUUCUGACAAAGUUUCUGAUGAAUUAGUAUCAGAUUCGAAAGAUGAGGAUGGUAAACCUGAGGAGAACGGAGAUCACACAGCCGAGUCCAAAAUUCGUGAACCUCAUGAAGAGUCUAAAUCUGAAGAAAGUAAUACACAGACUGUCAGUACUAAUGAUACAGUUGCCCAAAUUGGUAACGGAAAGAGGAAACGACACGACGAUUCGUUUGAAGAGGAAGAAAGACGUGUAAAGAAACCAAGAGAGAAAACUUAUGAACCAGUUACUAUUAAAGAGGAUGAACCAGACAUUAAAUAUGAAAAUGUGCAGAUAAGUUGGAUCGAUUCUGAUCUACAUCUUCAAAUAGAUAAGGAAUCCUUCUUGUCAGCUAAACCUCUUAAUGAUGGUUGUUUUGGCUUUAUAUGGGCGGGCGCUCGUGCGACCUACGGGAUAAACUCUGGAAAGGUUUGUUUUGAAGUUAAAAUAACUGAAGAACUUAAAUGGGAAGAUCCAUCUAAAUACAUGCAAGAUCGUAGAGAUAGAGAUAGAGGAAGAUACAAGAGUGGUAAACAACAAUACCAGUUAAAGGAGUCUAAUAAAACAACUGAAAAUAAGCAUGUCAAUAAAGAAGAUGAACCUAAUAAACCAACUGAAAAUGAGUCUGCCAAUAAACAAGACGAAUCUACAAAUAAGGAUGAAGCGGAAAGGACUGAAAAAUCAAAUGAUGGCACUGAAAAUUCUGAGAACACUAAUAAAACAGCCGAGUCAAAUUCUGAAGACACUAAUAAAAUAGCUGAGUCUGAAAAUAUGGAAACCGACGAAAAUAAGCAAGUUCAAGCUGAAAAUGUUGCAGAAAACGAGGAUACCAGUAACAAUCAAGAAAUAACGGACAAUACAGUUGCUGAAGAAACGAAAGAAAGUACUGGAUCCAACGAAGAUAAACCAAGUACAGAGCAGGUUGUUAAGGAACCAAUACCAAUCUAUUACUUUAGAGUGGGAUUUUCUUUACCCAAAUCGACAUUACAACUGGGUGAAAGUAUAUACUCAUAUGCUUAUGAAUCUACUGGAAGGUUUAUAACUGAUAAACAGUUCCAAGAUUAUGGAACAACAUUUGGAGUCGGAGAUGUUAUAGGAGCAUAUUUAGCUAUUGACGACCAACAAGUUACCAUAACAUACACAGUCAAUGGUGUUUCUCAGUCGGCUAUUACCGUCCCUCGAUCCGAGAUUACUCUAGAAGAACUUACCCUCUUUCCUCAUAUACUGUGCAGGAAUUAUGCCUAUGAAGUAAACUUUGGUAAUAGAGAAGAACCAUGGUUUCCCCACCCUGACGAACUGAAAGAUUACAACUUUUUACAAUCAGCACCAAAUAAAGUGUUGGGAGUUAAAAGUUUGGAAAAACGGAGUGAUUGUGAACUGAUAUUAAUGAUUGGUUUACCUGGGUCUGGAAAAACUCAUUGGAUUCAGCAACAUUUGGAGUCAAGCAGUGACAAAGUCUAUUAUGUUAUUGGAAAUGACGCAAUGUUUGAGCGAAUGACGGUCGAUGGACAGCCAUUCAAAUCACGGUUUAGGGGUUCGUGGAAAGUGCUAGUUGAUCAACUUCAGAAAUGCUUUAAUAAAAUUACUGAAAUUUCAUCUACACGUCGACGAAACUUUAUUAUUGAUCAGCAGUCAAAUGUAUUCCGCCAAAGUCAAAUUAGAAAAUUAAGACUUUUUGAAGGAUUCAAGAGAAGGGCAGUAUGUUUGGUUUGUAAUGAAGAAGAACUUUCUCGCAGACAUAAGCAAAAAGAAGCUGAACAGGGUAAAGUUAUUCCCCAAAGCACGCUUAUUGAUCAUAAAGGUCAAAUGCACAUUCCUGAGGACUUUACUGAUUUGGAAUUUAUAUACCCUGAAUUGAAUGAAGAAGAGGCGAAAAAUCUUAUUAAGAAAUAUCAUGAAGAAUAUCAAAAGAAAGGUUAUAACAAGAAAGGUUUUAAUAAUCGCAGAGACAAUAGAAGAAAUUAUUAUCCGCAAAACAACUAUAGAGACAGAUUUGCGGGAGGACGAUACGACAGAUAUUCUUCAGGUGGAUGGGGUGGUCGCCCAGGUGGCGGUUGGAAUAGAGACAGAAGAGACAGUCGAAACCUACAACCUCCAGCUGAUUCUGGAUGGAGACCGCAACCAAGUAGAAAUCCCGCUUAUGCGUCUCGAAAUAGCUACGGAGGUGGUUGGGGCGGCGGCGGUCAAAGCCAGGGUUGGAAUCAACAAGUGUUUGGUUCUCAUGGUUACGGAGCGUGGUCCCAAAAUCAACAAGGUUGGAGAUAUAGUGGACAAGGAGGAUAUGGUGGAAGUGGUGGACAGGGUAAUGCAAGACAUGGUCAACAAGGAUGGAAUUAUUAUGGCCAGUACAAUCAACAUCAAGGGUGGGGUAGUCAGCAAGGCCGGAAAUAAAGAAUGCUUUUGACCACAACACAUCUUCAUAAUGUUCUCAUUUUCUGAGAAAUGUAAUUUAAGUUAAAAUUUAGCAAAAUAAUGAAUUGUGAGGAUAAAUCUGGUAAUGCACUUUAAUGCUAAAUCAACUUGUUUAAAGAGAUGGUAAACUGAUUUUAAAUUUUCGAUUGAAGGUUGUUGGGAUAUAAACCAUAAUAUCUAUCUUCAUACAAUUUACAUAUUUACUUUUUUAUGAUAAUAUUUUAAACAUUUCGUCCUCUAUAUCACAUAAAGACGAAACUGAAAACUCGAAAAAGCGAGUUAACGCCACUUUAGACUUCCAUGCAGACAUAACUUUUAUCUCACAAAGUACUGUAACUGUAUCUAUCACGGUAUCAAGGCGGUGAUAGUAUUUGGAUUCAACGUGUCUUACAAAAGUUACGUAAAAUUAUUAAAGUUUAAUAUAAGUAACUUUAUUUUCUUCUUUCCUGACAAAUUUACUAAAUGCGAGUUACGCCAGUACGUGAAAUAGGGGACGAUUUGUUUAAAAAAUAAGAAACUUGUGUUAUAUAGUGAAAUUAUCAGUAUUCCAAAGUUGGGGUCAAUGUGAAAUAUAUUCUACAGUAUAUUUUACUAGGACAAUGGGAAAACAUAAAUUGACUAACUUAAUUAUAUAAAAUGACUUAAGAUAUUUUAAGAAAUUAAAUGUUUUUUUAUUAAUUUUUGCCAAUUUAUAUUUGGCAAUCACUAUAUGUGUUGCAAAUAAAAAAAACUUUUUUUAAGUAGUUUGCACUCUUGUAUGUAGUUAUAAAUAUAUUUUCCAUAAAUUGUAAAAAAGAUCCGAAUAAGGAAAUAUAAAAUUUAACAGACAGUUAAAAUUUUUAUUUACAUUUAUGUAAACUGUACAGGGUGUACCAUUUACGUGUAUUUUACAGGGUUUCUCGUUUAUGAGUAGAGACACAAAGAUACGGCUUUCACAUCACUGUGCUACUUUUUUAUAGAACUAAAGAUGCUACACACAGAUUAGCCCUCUUAGUUUCUGAGAUGCAGGGCGAAUUUGAAAAUUUCGCAUCGAGAUCGAAAAAAUGCAAAAUUUUGAAAUUCGUCUAUAUCAGGAACUAGGGGGGCUAGGAAAAAUCUGUGUGUAGUAUCUUUAGUUUCAAAACGUAGAAUUUAAAAAGUGAUGUGAAAAUCGCAUCUUUGUACCUUACUCAAAAAUAAUGAGAAACGCUGUAAAUGGGACACUCUGUACAAUUACUACCAUAUUACAGUCAUUGUAUAUAAUGCUUUCCCAAAAUAACUGGAAAUAAAAGUUUUAUUUGUUUGACAUUUUAUUAUUAACUGAUCCAUUUAUUAUACCUAUUUCCAUCAUUUUCCAAAAACAAAAUCAACUUAAUUGAAACAGAAACAGAGGGAAUUCAUUGUAUAUAUGUGGCACUGUUUUUUUUUCUGAAAUGUAGAUUGAAACAUUAAUAAUAAUAAAGUCUUUAUUGCAACAAUUAACAUAAAUUAUUACAAAAGGAGGUACAUUCUAUUUAUUUUUUGUUUCUCUAUAGAACGCCUCGAAAUAACUUAGCAUUUUUAGUAAUUGUAUAUAUAUUUUAAAUAGAUCUUUUAAAAAAGAAAUCCACAUUUGUUUUUAUUUACGUUUUAUUGUAUUUUUGUUACUUUUAUAUACAGGGUGUUUCCGAAGUAGUCUAAGAAUUCUAGGGUGUGAUUCCUCUUAUGUUUUUAGGAAAAAAAUUAUAUGAACAUGAGGUCUAGAGUACUUCCUGUCUGAUCUACAGGGUGUUAAUUUUUUUAAAUCGGAUUUAUUGCAAUAUGUUAGAAACUACUUCAGUUUUAGUAUGUGAUUUCCUGGUAUAAAAUCAACUGUUGUUUUUCUGCUUGGAGCAGUGGUGUCCGUACGCACAUAUCUCUGGAUUAUUUGAUUAAAAUAAAUGAAACGCCACUGCUUUUCUUCGAAAAAAAUCUUGGUUGCACUUCUUUUUUAAAUAAGAUUGAUCUCAUCGACCGGAUUUCGAGAUGAAAAAUCAACUAAAAGCUCGAAUUGUUAUCCAUUGUAUGCUCCUUUUCUAGCGAUAUUUUCUAGCAUUUCUGAGAUAUGCAAUGUAAGUAUGUAUUGACAAUCCAGAAAAAAAGUUUUUCAAAAAAAAACAGUAGGUUGCCAUUUACUUUAAGUAAGAAAUUCGAUUUUCUUAAAUUUUUAACACCCUGUCGAUCAGAAAGAAAUUACUUUAUACCCCAUGUUUAUAGAAACGUUUUGUCUUAAAACAUAUGAAGAAUCACACCCUAUAAUGUUUAGACUAGUUAAGAAAUACCCUAUAUGUACAACAUUAUAUGGAUAUUUCUAAUAUUAUUUCAAUAGUAAAUGUUGGCACUUAUGUAUAAAUUUAUAACUAGUAAACGAGGUAUUAUAUGUAUAUAGAAUAUUCAUAGUACAACAAAUUAAUUAAUAACCUAACAUUUAAUAGUUUACUCAAUUAAUCUGAACUUUUUAUUGGAUAUUAGUACCAUACGAUUGAAAAAAAUCGGCGUCAGAGAUGAUUUGGAAAUGAAGAUCUGUCAUUUUGUAUGUAAAAUUAUAUGGGGAAUGUCAUCGAUCGUCGCUUCCGCGCCAACUGGAUGCCUUUUUUUUCGAUUAUAGAUCUUUUUAAAUAAAAGACAGCUAUUUAAUAAAGAAUGUCCCAUUGAGUUAAUUCAAUAUGUAACAUAGUAUACGUCGUGGUUUGAAAUAAAAACUGAUUUUUCCAAGUA